Molecule: messenger RNA, 2403 nt
Organism: Apaloderma vittatum (bar-tailed trogon)
Lineage: Eukaryota; Metazoa; Chordata; Aves; Trogoniformes; Trogonidae
Gene: SH3RF3
Product: SH3 domain containing ring finger 3
Molecular function (GO): protein binding
Source: RefSeq, a predicted model, not a curated record
AGUGUUUCUCAGCUUCCCUAUGGCAAAGCCCUCUACACAUACGAAGGAAAGGAGCCCGGUGACCUCAAGUUUAACAAGGGGGACAUCAUCAUACUGCGGCGGAAGGUGGACGAGAACUGGUACCAUGGGGAGCUCAAUGGGAACCACGGCUUCUUCCCUGCCAGCUACAUCCAGUGUAUUAAGCCCCUCCCGCAAGCUCCACCUCAGGGCAAAGCACUUUACGACUUUGAAAUUAAGGAUAAAGAUCAAGACAAGGAUUGCCUGACUUUCACCAAGGAUGAAAUUCUGACGGUCAUCAGGAGGGUAGAUGACAACUGGGCAGAAGGAAUGCUGGGUGACAAGAUUGGCAUUUUCCCUAUCCUCUAUGUAGAGCUGAAUGAAUCUGCCAAGCAGCUCAUCGAGAUGGACAAGACGUGCUCGGCUGCCGCCUCCGGCUCCGACCUGCCGCUGCCGACGGAUGCCAGUGGCAGCGCGGCAGCAGCAGUGGGUCUGGCACCGUGCUCCACACUAGCUGGGGCUGGGGUGGCCGGGGUGGCCCAACGUCAGGCAGAGGGCAAGAAGAAUGCCAAGAAGCGUCAUUCCUUCACUGCCCUCAGCAUGACACACAAAUCCUCCCAGGCCGCCAGCAACCGGCACUCCAUGGAGAUCAGCGCUCCCGUCCUCAUCAGCUCCAGUGACCCGCGGGCAGCUGCCAGGAUUGGAGAUCUGACCCACCUCUCCUCCAGUGCCCCAGCCCAGGAUUCUUCUUCGAUUGGAACAGCCACAGUGUCUGGUCCCAGGACAAGUGCAAUAAUUGGAGAUCAGGGAACACCACCGAAGGUCCAGCUCCCCCUCAAUAUCUACCUAGCCCUGUAUGCCUACAAGCCUCAGAAAAACGAUGAGCUGGAGCUCCGCAAAGGUGAGAUGUACCGGGUCAUUGAGAAGUGCCAGGACGGCUGGUUCAAGGGGACGUCUCUGAGGAGUGGGAUGUCUGGCGUCUUCCCAGGCAACUACGUGACCCCUGUUUCAAGGGUGCCGGUGGGAGCUGGGCAGCCCAGAAACAGUGGAGCUGCGGGAGCUCCGACAACAAAAGGAGCCCCAGGAUCCAUCCACCCCAUUGGGGCUGGUCACACCAACACUGCCACGGCCGUCAGACCGGUUGUUCCUAUCACUGCUCCUCAGACUCAUCCCCAGCUACAGGCAGCCUCUCCUCAGCUCAAUAACUGCUUGAGGUAUUCAGCUCAGCAGCCAGCCAGCCAGACUCGCAACGCCUUGCAGAUGGCUCAUCCCCCAGUGCCGACCCCAGAGCGUCCCACCGCCACGGUCUCUCCCCUGCGGACACCCAGCUCGCCCUCCCGCCUGCCAGCAGCAGCCAUCCGGCCUCACCCUGCCGUCUCCCCACAGCACGGCCAUCAGCCGCCCGCCCCGGGGGCCCGGCCCCUCAUCCCCCUCACCUCUGCUGCUGCUGCCAUCACACCGCCCAACGUCAGUGCAGCCCACCUCAAUGGUGAGGUGGGAGCGGGGCCCCGGGGGGGGGUGGCACCCCCCACCCCUGGACCCGCUGGCAAGACCGAGGAGAGGAAGAAUGAGAAGAAGGAGAAGAAGAGUGGACUGCUGAAACUUCUAGCAGGAGCAUCAACAAAAAAGAAGUCGCGCUCCCCGCCGUCCGUGUCCCCCACGCAUGAUCCCCAGGUGGCCAUCGAAGGAGUCCUGCAAGGGGCAGUGGGACCAGAGCUCUCCUCCCUCUCCAGCCAUGGCAGGGCUGGCUCAUGCCCUAUUGAGAGUGAAAUGCAGGGAGCCAUGGGGCUGGAACCUCUGCACAGGAAAACAGGCUCCUUGGAUUUGAAUUUUUCCAUCCCUUCUCCUGCCAGGCAGCCCCUCUCUUCCAUGGCAGCUAUUCGGCCAGAGCCCAAGCCUUUGCCCCGGGAAAGGUAUCGCGUCGUGGUCCCGUACCCGCCGCAGAGCGAGGCCGAGAUCGAACUGAAGGAAGGUGACAUUGUGUUUGUGCACAAGAAGCGGGAGGACGGCUGGUACAAAGGGACGUUGCAGAGGAACGGCAGGACGGGCCUCUUCCCCGGCAGCUUUGUCGAGAGCUUCUGAGGUCAGCUCGCUGCUCUCUCAACUGGAGGAGCUUUCAGGGGAAACUGCAUAGCACAAGGAGAGACAGCAAAGAGAAACUGGACUGAUAACCACUGCCAUUUCUAUUUCCAAAGACUCCCUUCCCAGGCCCUUCAGUCUACAGCUCUGGAGAUGCAGUGCCCCGCUGUGCUCCUGAGACCACGUGCGGUGCAUACAGUGGUAUGUUGAAGUAGUGCCUUCCACCUGGAAUCACAGACUGAAAGGACGCCCAUCUGGACUGUACGUAACCUAAACUCCGACUGUUAACCCUUUUGUGUAAAUUAUAGAGAAGAUAUCUUUAAAAAA